Pectinophora gossypiella (pink bollworm) is the source of this 574-nucleotide messenger RNA. RefSeq names its product 60S ribosomal protein L24 (gene RpL24). Gene Ontology annotation, biological process: cytoplasmic translation. Lineage: Eukaryota; Metazoa; Arthropoda; Insecta; Lepidoptera; Gelechiidae. The transcript is spliced from 5 exons. The record is from RefSeq and is a predicted model, not a curated record. Bases 73 to 540 code for a protein of 155 amino acids. Gene Ontology annotation, molecular function: mRNA binding; structural constituent of ribosome. Gene Ontology annotation, cellular component: cytosolic large ribosomal subunit.
UUUCCGUUGAUUUUAUACUGUGGCAAUACAAUAGUGUAGUUUCCUCUUUCUUUUCAUUUUCGACCCGUCAAAAUGAAGAUCGGUCUUUGCGCUUACAGUGGUUACAAGAUCUAUCCUGGCCAUGGAAAAACCAUGGUUAAGGUGGACGGCAAGACCUUCACAUUUUUGAACUCAAAAUGUGAGGCUGCCCAUCUUAUGAGGAGGAAUCCCCGCAAAGUGACAUGGACCGUGCUGUACAGGCGCAAGUUCAAGAAGGGCCAAGAGGAGGAGCAGGCCAAGAAGCGCACAAGGCGGACACAGAAGUACCAGAGGGCCAUUGUGGGAGCUUCCCUCAGUGACAUCAUGGCUAAGAGGAACAUGAAGCCUGAAGUGCGCAAAGCCCAGAGAGAGCAGGCUAUCAAGGCUGCCAAGGAACAAAAAAAGUCAACUAAGGCGGCAAAGAAGGCAACGGCACCUCCACCCAAAUCAAAGGCGCCACCCAAAGCAAAGGCCGCUAAAGUGAGCCAGAAGGCGGCACCACGUGUUGGAGGCAAACGAUAAGAACUUAGUAAUAAAUACUGAAUAAACCCACAUA